UGGCGGCUCGCCAGGGUCUGUCCCCACCAUCCCCGGCCCGCCAUGGCGGUGGACGUGAAGCGGCUGGAGGCCCUGAGCCUUCAACAGCUGAACGAGCUGCUGGAAGACGAGGAGCAACUCCAGAGCAUGGCCCGGGAGAUGGAGGAGGCCCAAAAUGUUCAGCUUAGCAAGGACAUGACUCUUGCCAGCAACCGUAGCCUCGCCGAGGGUAACCUCCUGUACCAGCCAAAGCUGGACGCUCUGAAAGCUGCGCUGACGCAAAAGUACCAGGAGCUGCAGGUUCUUUUUGAAGCUUAUCAGAUAAAGAAAACCAAGCUAGACCGACAAUCUAGUAACGCUUCCCUGGAGACCUUGCUGGCACUUCUUCAGACCGAAGGGGCGAAGAUCGAGGAAGACACUGAGAACAUGGCCGAGAAGUUUCUGGACGGCGAAGUGCCAUUGGACGCCUUCAUCGACGAAUACCAGAGCCAAAGAAAACUGGCUCAUCUGCGGCGUGUAAAAAUCGAAAAACUUCAGGAGAUGGUGCUGAAGGGGCCGAGACUCCCCCUGGCGGCACCGCCUCAGCCGAGAGCCACCGAAACCCCACCAGCGCUUCAGACUGCGGAGGCAAACGCCCCUCCUUCAGUUAUGCCUCGGCGGAAUCCACCCCCACCACCUCCAGCAUCGCUGGUCCCAGCAGGACGCUUUCCUACUCCCUUUACAGCGGCAAUGAAUGCUGGACCAGCUGCUCCCUAUCCAAGCCACCCAUACCCUCUGCUUCCCCCGCGAACGGGAGUCCCUCCCGUCAGUCAGAUGCCGCCAGCGGGAUAUCCAACUCCGUUUGCAUCACAGUUCCCACCAGCGCUGCCCCAAAGACCGCCACCUCGCCUGCCACCCAACCCUGGCUUUAUCCUACAGUGAAUAUGCCAUCGGACCCAGAGUCACGUAUUGGUGCUUUUCUCUUUAUCCCCUAACUCUGAGACUCGGGCUGAAGAAGCGGUGCGAACCUCCCCCUUCUUCGCACGUGAUUUCAGAAGAAGUUCAGGGCGACAACCAAUGAUGCAUCGACGCGUUCGACCGUGUUUUAUCUUCUCUUAACGAAUCGGCAUCUGCCCGGCUCUUGCAUGGGAGACGGUCGGGCCCGCUGAAUUUUUUGUCUCUCUGGUGAAACAUUUCACGUAUAAACGGAGUCUGGAGCGACUACUUCGGCCGAACGCCUGCCUUUCUUUCCCCUUGGGAUCUCGUUUCCUUUCUGACUCCGAGCACAGGGAACUGCAGGCCACCGAUUCCUCGAAAGAAACCUCUGUUCUGAUAUGCAACACGCCAGCCAUUGCAGAAGCGCUCUGCCCGGGAGACUGCAGUGGGAAACCUUCCUUUGAAACAGGCUGUUAGCCCGGUCCUCUCUGUGCCUGGUGCUUGGGAUACAUGCUCUGAAAAUUAUCAUGUAGGUUAGAAGUUUCAGCGGCACCUGAUGAGGGGUGGGGGUGGCAGUCACCGCCAACACUGAUGUCAUACCUUUGGUUUCGGGGGAGUGGGGUGUCUGCUUUUUCAAACCACGAGAAAUCAACUCUUAAACUUACCGACCUCCAGAAAAUCUCAGGAUGUCCAAAACGGUGAACGCAAAAUAACUUUUCCUGCUUUUGAAGGGUGACUAAAAUUUACACGAUGAGUGCCAUGUUGAGAACGCCCUGCAAUCGCCCCCUCUGAUCAGCCCCGUCUUUAAUAUUAGUCUCUUGGUUGUGAUGUAGCGGCAUAGGAUCUCCAAAACUGAGGCCGUAUAAGUUUCCCCACCACGGCAUGAAGGCAAGUGGCUCUUAUUUAAAAAAAAAAAAAGUUAAUUUCUUA
This is a messenger RNA of Heteronotia binoei (common prickly gecko), 1824 nucleotides long. RefSeq names its product VPS37B subunit of ESCRT-I (gene VPS37B). The coding region runs from base 43 to 900 and encodes 285 amino acids. Gene Ontology annotation, biological process: protein targeting to membrane; ubiquitin-dependent protein catabolic process via the multivesicular body sorting pathway; protein targeting to vacuole. The transcript is spliced from 4 exons. The record is from RefSeq and is a predicted model, not a curated record. Lineage: Eukaryota; Metazoa; Chordata; Lepidosauria; Squamata; Gekkonidae. Gene Ontology annotation, cellular component: ESCRT I complex.